AUGGCCUCCCUGUUCUCCGGUCGGGUUCUGAUCCGAAACAACAGUGACCAGGACGAACUGGAUACAGAGGCGGAGCUCAGCCGCAGGCUGGACAACCGACUGGUGCUGCUGUUCUUCGGCGCUGGGUCCUGCCCCCAGUGCCAGGCCUUUGCACCGAUUCUCCGGGACUUCUUCAUUCGGCUUACGGAUGAGUUCUACGUGCUGCGGGCAGCCCAGCUGGCCUUGGUGUACGUGUCUCAGGACGCCACCGAGGAGCAACAGGACCUGUUCCUCAAGGACAUGCCCAAGAAGUGGCUCUUCCUGCCCUUCGAGGAUGACCUGAGGAGGGACCUCGGCCGCCAGUUCUCGGUGGAGCGGCUGCCCGCCGUCGUGGUGCUCAAGCCGAGCGGGGACGUGCUCACGCGCGACGCGGCCGACGAGAUCCGGCGCCUGGGCCCCGCCUGCUUCGCCAACUGGCAGGAGGCGGCGGAGGUGCUGGACCGCAGCUUCCUGCAGCCCGAGGACCUGGACGACCCCGCGCCGCGCAGCCUCACCGAGCCGCUGCGCCGCCGCAAGUACCGCCUGGACGGGGCGGGGCGGGGCGCACACGGCCGGGCUGCAGGGGGCGACCCCGGGCCGGAGGGCGGGGCCGGGGAGCUGUUCUGA
Eptesicus fuscus (big brown bat) is the source of this 645-nucleotide messenger RNA. RefSeq names its product nucleoredoxin like 1 (gene NXNL1). The transcript has 2 exons. Bases 1 to 645 code for a protein of 214 amino acids. Gene Ontology annotation, cellular component: mitochondrion. Lineage: Eukaryota; Metazoa; Chordata; Mammalia; Chiroptera; Vespertilionidae. The record is from RefSeq and is a predicted model, not a curated record. Gene Ontology annotation, biological process: photoreceptor cell maintenance.